This is a messenger RNA of Zootermopsis nevadensis, 4531 nucleotides long. RefSeq names its product phosphoribosylformylglycinamidine synthase (gene Pfas). Gene Ontology annotation, molecular function: phosphoribosylformylglycinamidine synthase activity. Gene Ontology annotation, cellular component: cytoplasm. Gene Ontology annotation, biological process: 'de novo' IMP biosynthetic process. Lineage: Eukaryota; Metazoa; Arthropoda; Insecta; Blattodea; Termopsidae. The record is from RefSeq and is a predicted model, not a curated record.
UAGGUAUCUUAUAAACAUUGCAGGUUUGCAAUACUUUGGUUUGUUACGACCACAACACACAUAAAAGAAUGUAUUAAUUGAAUAUGGUGAUUGAUAGAUUUUAUCGAAAGCCCGGACUGAGCUCUGCGGCUACUGCUACAAAGUUAAGGCAGCUCAGACAGCAUACCCCAUUGGUACAUGACUUGGAGACAGAAUUAUGUUUCAAUGUGGAGACUACAUCUACACUCUCAAAUUCUGAAUUCAAGAAGACAGAGUGGAUUCUUGGUUCCCCUCUGGAAUCUCAGAAUCUCACUGCAGAACCUAAUCUACAUGGAGUAUAUCAUGGCAGUUUACUUAUUGAGAUAGGACCAAGGCUGAACUUCUCAACUGCCUUCUCUAGUAAUGCUGUCUCAAUAUGUAAUUCCAUUGGUUUGUAUAAAGUGAAAAGGAUAGAAGUUUCUACUAGAUACCUCAUCCACUGGGAACAAGAUGGCCUUGCUAUUAGUCCAGUAGUCGAAGAAGAGUUGGUGGGAUUACUGCAUGAUCGCAUGACACAUUGUCGUUACAUCACACCCAUUGAGAGUUUUGAACUAGGAAUAAUUCCAGAAGACUGGUAUGAAGUUGAUGUGUUAUCUGCAGGAAGAUUGGCACUAGAAGAUGUGAAUUCUCAUCUGGGCUUGGCAUUUGAUGACUGGGAUCUUGACUUUUACACAGACCUUUUCAAAAACAAAUUAAAACGUAAUCCAACCAGUGUGGAGUGCUUUGAUCUAGCUCAAUCAAACAGUGAACACAGCAGGCAUUGGUUUUUCAAGGGCCGAAUGGUGAUAAAUGGUAAGGAACAACCAGAAUCGCUGAUAGACAUGAUAAUCAAUACCCAAAAUUCUACCAACCCAAAUAAUGUAAUCAAGUUCAACGAUAACAGCAGUGCUAUGGAGGGUUUCAGGGUUAAACACCUGCGUCCUAGUAACUCAAAAGAAGCAAGCAGCUUUAAAAUAGUUCAUAGCAAGUCACAUCUUAUCUUCACUGCUGAAACACACAACUUCCCUACUGGUGUUGCCCCAUUCAGUGGAGCAACAACAGGAACUGGUGGGAGGAUCAGAGAUGUCCACGCAGUUGGCAGGGGAGGCCACUGUAUAGCAGGCACAGCUGGCUACUGUGUUGGAAAUCUACUUAUUCCUGACUAUGAACUACCAUGGGAAGAUCCAUCUUUAGAGUAUCCAGAUAACUUUGCUUCUCCUUUGGAAAUUUUAAUUGAAGCAAGUAAUGGAGCUUCAGAUUAUGGAAACAAAUUUGGAGAACCUGUAAUUUCUGGAUUUGCUCGUUCUUUUGGUCUGAUGGAACCAUCUGGAGAUCGCCGGGAAUGGAUCAAACCCAUCAUGUUCAGUGGUGGCGUUGGGUCUUUGGAUGAAAAUAUGGUAAACAAGCUGAAACCAGAGAAAGGUAUGCAAGUGGUGAAGUUGGGAGGUCCAGUGUAUCGUAUUGGGGUUGGUGGAGGUUCAGCAAGCUCAGUGGAGGUGCAAGGUGAUAACAAGGCAGAACUAGAUUUUGGUGCAGUUCAAAGGGGUGAUGCAGAGAUGGAGCAGAAACUGAACCGAGUUAUUAGAGCAUGUUUAGAAAGAGGAAGUGAUAACCCUAUCUGUAGUAUCCAUGAUCAGGGAGCUGGUGGCAAUGGAAAUGUAUUAAAGGAGUUAGUGGAGCCAUCUGGUGCUGUGAUCUUCUCACACAAGUUUCAACUGGGAGACCCCACAAUCAGAACUCUUGAGCUUUGGGGUGCAGAGUAUCAGGAAAAUGAUGCUGUGUUGUGCUAUCCGAAGGAUGUUCCAUUGUUAAUGCAGAUUGGCGAUAGAGAGAGGUGUCCAGUCAACUUUGUUGGCACAGUUCUUGACAAUGGAAGGGUAAUUCUUUCUGAGGAAGAAGAAAUAGAUGUCACUCCAUAUUUGAAUGGCAGCUACAAGCAAGAAGAUGUAAGACAUCCUGUUGACCUGGAGUUAGAACUUGUUCUUGGAAAAAUGCCACAGAAGGUAUUCCAUCUGGACCAUAAACCAGCAAUAGUAAAGUCACUGAGUUUGCCUGCUGAUCUGACUGUGAAGCUGGCUCUGGAGCAUGUACUUCGACUGCCAUCUGUAGCCAGCAAACGGUACCUGACCAAUAAGGUGGAUCGGUGUGUUACUGGUCUCAUUGCCCAACAACAAUGCAUUGGUCCACUUCAUACUCCACUGGCUGAUGUAGCUGUCACUGCUCUGACACACUUUAGUCUUGAGGGAAUUGCCACAGCUAUAGGGGAGCAGCCAAUCAAGGGUUUGGUUGAUGCAUCUGCAGGCGCAAGGAUGGCUGUUGCAGAAUCUGUAACCAAUCUGGUUUUUGCCCGGAUAUCUGAUAUACAGGAUGUGAAGUGUAGUGGGAACUGGAUGUGGGCUGCAAAGCUUCCAGGAGAAGGUGCAGCUUUGUAUGAUGCGUGUACUGCUAUGUGCAAAGUGAUGUCAGAUCUGGGUAUAGCUGUUGAUGGGGGAAAGGACUCACUAAGCAUGGCUGCCAGGGUUGACGGUGACAUUGUCAAAGCACCUGGUGCUUUGGUGAUUUCUGCAUAUGCCCCAUGCCCCAACAUUAAGCAGGUAGUUACACCUGAUCUGAAAGGUCCCUCAAGAGGGCAGACAGGAAUUCUUCUUCUUGUAGAUCUGUCUGGAGGAAAGAAUCGACUGGGGGGUACAGCUCUCGCUCAGUGCUUCAAACAACUUGGAGAUGAUGUACCAGAUCUUGAUGAGCCAACCCUCCUCAAACAAGCCUUCAUUGCUACUCAGAAACUGAUAAGAGCACAUAAAGUUAUGGCUGGUCAUGAUAUCAGUGAUGGAGGUCUUAUUACUUGUCUGCUGGAAAUGGCAUUUGCUGGAAUAAGUGGUAUCAAGAUCAACAUUGCUCAUAAGGAAGGCAAAGCUUUGGAUAUCCUGUUUUCUGAAGAGCUGGGUUGGGUGUUAGAAGUGGUCUCAAAGGACAUUGAAUUUGUAAACACAACUUUCAAGACACACAAAGUUCCUGUGCAUGUUAUCGGAGAGUCAAGUGCAUUUGGAAUUGAGUCACUGGUGACCGUCAGUGUGAAUGAUGCUUUAGCACUGAGCUGUGACUUGAUUUCACUGUUUCGUACGUGGGAAGAGACUAGUUACCGACUUGAGCGACGGCAAGCUAAUCCUGACUGUGUCAGGAAAGAGUUUGAAUCCCUUGGUAAUCGCAAAGCUCCAGCAUACAGACUGACAUUUGAUCCACAGAAGUCAUCAGCACCCACUAAAUUAUUGUCAUCUCCUCCUCGAGUAGCUGUUAUUAGAGAAGAAGGUUCCAAUGGUGACAGAGAGAUGGCAGCAUCUCUUUUCAGUGUAGGUUUUGAAGUUUGGGAUGUGACAAUGCAGGAUCUCCUAAACAAGCAAGUCACAGCUGACAAUUUCCAAGGCAUUAUUUUUCCUGGAGGAUUUAGCUAUGCAGAUGUGCUGGGAUCUGCGAAAGGCUGGGCAGCUAGUUUGUUGUUCCAUCCAUCACUGAGAGAUCAAUUCUGGGCAUUUUUUGAGAGAGCAAAUACGUUCAGCCUCGGAGUAUGCAAUGGUUGCCAACUCAUGAGUUUGCUAGGAUGGAUUGGGUUGAAAUCACAAGGGAAGAGUGCAUCAUCAGAUGAACUGCGUGGACCUGAUGUUGUGCUUGACCACAACUUGUCGGAGAGGUUUGAAUGUCGAUUCAGCACAGUCCGCAUUGAGAGGAGUCCAUCCAUUAUGCUCCAGGGUAUGGAAGGGUGUAUACUGGGAAUUUGGAUUGCACACGGAGAAGGUCGUUUCACAUUCCGUAAUGAAAAUGUGCUUUCAAGCUUGGAACAGAGAUGCUGUCUUGCCAUGAAGUAUGUGGAUGACGACGGAAAGCCAACGCAGACAUAUCCACUGAAUCCAAAUGGCAGUCCUUGUGGUAUUGCUGGAAUAUGUUCUGAAGAUGGCCGUCAUCUUGCCAUGAUGCCCCAUCCAGAGCGUUGCACACAGUUAUGGCAGUGGCCCUGGAUGCCAGCCGACUGGCAUGACAAGUACACUGUAUCACCGUGGUUACGUAUGUUUGAAAAUGCCUUCAGUUGGUGUGUUAAGAACUCAUCAUAACAUAUAAGACAGUUAUGUGAUUUUUUUUGUGAAUUAUUGAUAUAAUGUUUUAUUAAGUCUUCAAAUGUACUGAUGAAUAAAUAGCCUAUUUAACACUAUAAACCAACAAAUUUACCUCCAUGCUCAAAUAUGAUUUCAUCAUGCGGUUAAACUUUCUUUCUCUGUAAACAAAAACAAAAAUGGAAACUAACAAAUUUUUACUAUAGUGUUUAUUGCACAUGGUAUUGUUAAUUUGCAUGAUGUUAAAAUUAAGAUUUUUCUACAGUGAAUAUAUUAAUUAUGGUAUGUUUCAUAUCUUUAUUGUGCUACAUUUAUAAUGUAAUGUAUCUUCACUAUUGAAAAUGUUGUAUAUGUUGGCCUACGUGAUUCUGUAUUUGUUGUUAUUGUUAUUUUUAUAUGCAUCUGUUCAAUAAAUUUGGAAAUAAUAUGUA